UAGAAAAACUCUCGCCAGACUUGCUUCUUGCUGCAUCCGAUUGAAAUUGAAAUAAAUAUCUCUAGCUACAAAGGCCUGCGGAAAAAACCAAACCUCCGCCAUUACAACGGUACCCGUCUUUGGAACGUCCUGAACGCGACCCGAUUCCAACGGAACCAGUGGCAACGAGGGAAAAUUCUGUGCCGUCAAAUUCUUCAGCAUCCAUAUUCGUGAAAAGCGAAAAAAGUUUGUGGCUCCAGCCGUGCAAGCUGAAGGAAAGCGAAAAUUUAGCGAUCCCAUCCAUCGCGAAGAAAUUCGACCCGCUGUUGUGUGUAUUGCUGCAUCUAUAACUGUGCUUCAUUAACGGUGUAGGAGUGAUUUUUUUUCUCUUGAAGUGGCUAAAUUUUCAAGCCAUCCCAUCAGUAAAGCUGAUGGUCCAUAAAGACUACUAGAUCUAUUAUUCUGUUUUGUUCCCGUUCCGAAAGGGAAGUGUCCUCCUCUCGAUCAGCUGUGUAACUAGGAACAGCAUUCGACUGCCAUUUGCGCAGGGCUUUAUCUGGAGGAAAGCGAACCUUCUAGUUCGGAAGAAAUCUGAAGCGCUGUGCCUUCGUUUGUUCAUUUGAUUAAUAUGUUCUGAAAGCUAUCAGAAAAAUGCGCACCAAAAGAACAGCUCGAGUUGCUAAAAUAUCUUCAUCCUCGGAUGGAGAAGAUACUAAAAAUGACAGCGACUCUUCAAAAUCCAAACCUCAGGAAAAAGCCAACAACAAAGAUAAUAGUGAAGCGGAAGAUUCCACUAUUAGCAAACAGAUAGAAGCUAAGAGAGUUUCGGGAGAAUCGGAGGCUUCCACAUCCGGCGAAGGAAAUGAGAAGGAUAGAUCAAGCCCUUCACCUUCUGAUAAAACCGAGAAACCGGUGAACAGUGAUGAAAGUCACGAUGCUGAAAAUCCUGAAAAGGACACCGAGAAAAAUGGCUUAGAUAAUGAUGAGGAGAAUCAAGUUGUUUCUUCUUCAGAUGAAAAGGCUGUUGAAAAUGGAACCCAUCAAAAGGAUAAACCUGAUGCUGACGAAAACAGCAGCAAAUCUGAAGAGCAAGCAGAAGAUGCUGCAGAAGUCAAGCAGGAGUUUCCAAAAAUGCUUCGAUUGGUUUCGAUUGAAAAACUCAUGAGACCGAGUUUACUUCCAGAUGUAAACUCGUCACCUCGUCUGCCAGAGAGAAGCGCCAAACGAGCCAACGCCAGUAUCAUCGAAAUCAGCGACAGCGAUGAAGACGAGCCACCAUUGGCUAAGAAAGCUAAAUCGGUCAAAACAGACUCACCAGUCAGGACUAUCUCCAGUGACAGUGAAAGUGACGUUCCUAUCAAACGAAAACCAGCUAGGCAUUCUAAUAAAUCGAAAGCUAAGCCAGUACAAGAAGAUGAUGACGAGGUUGAGGUUAUCGAAAAACCCAUCUCGAAAAAUAAAUCAAGUUCCAAAGCUAGGCCUGCGAUUCCAAAAGUGCCGGAUGGAUGUAAAACAGUUGUUUGUCAGCUGGCCAAAUUACCAAAUAAUUUCAAACCCCUCCUAGAGGAACAUAAAUUGAAUGCUAUCUUAGAUUCGUCCAAUCGGACUGUGCAGGAAUUCAAUUCCAAUUCCAAUUACUUUGGUCAAGAAAUUCGAUAUCGCGAUCGGAAAACAGAACAAGCAAGCAAGUCUAGGGCAGGGGAAAGUAAAAUGCGUAAAAGUCAAGUGGUUGAAUUGAGCGCAAGUGAUUCGGAUGAACCGAUUGCAAAGAUUGCUUCCAAAACAGACAACAUUCCCAAAAAUAAAACCAUGCCAAAACGGCCAGGUCGUCCUCCAGCGAAGCGUCAGGUAAGUGACAGCGAUGAAGAUUUCGAAGUCGAGUCGAAGAGCAAAAGUGCACCUAAACGCGGUCGCGGUCGACCAACUCGUAAAACCAAACUGGCCUCUUCGGACGAUGAUGAUGAUGGAGGCUCCGAGAUGGAUGACCAGCAAAAGAAAAAAUCUACCAGUACCGAUUCGGAUGAGUUCGAGGAAGAGGAGGAGAAACCCAAGAAAAAACGUUCCCGCAUCAAGAAAGUUUCCGAUUCUUCCGACGAAGACGGUGAAAGCAAGGGCAAAAAGAAAAAGGGUAAAAAAGAUAAAGAGGAGUCUGGAAGCGAGGACGACGAGGACGACUCUCCUACUAAGGGUCGCAAAAAUAUUCGCAAAGUUUUGAAAAAGUCAAAACUGGAACGAAGCACAAAAGAGGCUGAACAGGAGGAAAGAGAACGGAAACAACGUAUUAUCGAGCGACAAAAGCUCUACAACCAGGUAUACGACGAGAAACCGGAAGAACUUAAAGAGCUUACCCAACUAGUGCUGGACUUUGACGAGGAGUCUAAAGAACCCUUGCUUGAAGUGGACAACAAACUGGUGAAAAAGCUUAAGCCCCAUCAGGCAAAUGGAAUUAAGUUCAUGUUUGACGCGUGCUUCGAAAGUUUGGAACGGGCCAAAAAUAGCAAGGGUUCCGGGUGUAUAUUGGCACAUUGUAUGGGUUUGGGUAAGACACUGCAAGUGGUAACGCUGACGCACACACUGCUGGCUAACUCAGAGGAUACUGGAGUGGAGCGAGUGUUGGUCGUGUGCCCCCUGUCUACAGUCCUCAACUGGGUAAACGAGUUUCGAAUCUGGAUGAAGCAUGUCAAGAAGGGAACCGAGGUAGAAGUUUACGAAAUCUCAAAAUACAAGAAUAACGUAAUUCGUGCUAACCAGUUAAUGGAGUGGCACAACGAGGGAGGCGUCAUGAUUCUCGGCUACGAUAUGUUCCGUAAUCUCUCUAACCAAACGACUGGUCGAAUCAAGAAGAAAGUCCGCGAGUCACUCCGAACAUCACUUAUCGAUCCUGGUCCCGAUUUGAUUGUCUGCGAUGAAGGUCAUCUGCUGAAAAAUGAAAAAACUUCUCUCUCCAAGGCGGUCAACCAGAUAAAAACCUUAAGACGAAUCGUUCUCACGGGAACGCCCAUCCAGAAUAAUAUGAAAGAAUAUUUUUGUAUGGUACAAUUUGUGAAGCCGAAGCUACUCGGAACCUACAAUGAAUAUAUGAACCGAUUCGUGAAUCCGAUCACUAAUGGGCAGUACACCGAUUCCACUCCCUAUGAUAUUCAGUUGAUGCGAAAGCGGGCCCACGUGCUGCACAAAAUGUUAGAUGGCUGUGUACAGCGGCGAGAUUAUGCGGUGCUGGCACCGUUCCUGCCGCCCAAGCUAGAGUUUGUUGUUUCAAUCAAACUGACGGAUCUACAGUGCACUCUUUACAAGUACUAUAUGGAAACACAAGCAAGGCGACAAGCCGAUGAUUCCAAACGUUCAUCCGUACUAUUUUCUGAUUUUCAAAAUCUUCAACGAAUCUGGACACAUCCGCGAGUUCUGCGGUAUAACAGUGAUCGGUACGAAUACAUGCAACAAAAGAAGCGUGAGAUGGAAUCAGAAGACGAAUCGGAGGGUUCGAUCAAAGAUUUCCUGGACGAUGAGGACAGCGAAGCCGAAACAACGCCAUCGGAAUCGGAAUCGAGCGAGCACAGUGAUAGUAGCAGUGGGGCAAGUAUUGACAGCAAAAAGAAGAGCAAAAAGAAAAAGAAAGGAUCCAGUAGUCGAGCUAAUGCUGUUGGGAAUCGCAGAACGCGAAACAAUCCUAAUGCCGUCGAAGACGAUCUGCCGGAAGUAGUGGAGCAGAAGAACGAAAAUCCAACCGAAUGGUGGAUGUCAAUGUGUCCUGAGGAAGAAUUGGACAACCUGGAGCAUUCUGGCAAGCUGCAGGUGUUGUUCGAAAUUCUUCGUGAGUGUGAAACUAUUGGAGACAAAUUGCUCGUCUUUUCGCAAUCUUUAUAUUCGCUCGACGUGAUCGAGCACUUCUUGGCACUGGUCGACGAAAACACUCAGAAGGACGAAGAAGAUCGUGACGCCGAGCUGGAUAAGUAUCAGGGUUCCUGGACCCUUGGAUUGGACUACUUCCGACUGGACGGAUCGACUGCGAUUGAAAAUCGUAACUCUGCCUGUAAAGUAUUUAACGACGUGGACAACCCAAGAGCGCGGUUGUUCCUGAUUUCAACCAGAGCGGGAGGCCUAGGUAUAAAUUUAGUUGCAGCUAAUCGAGUGGUCAUUUUCGAUGUAUCCUGGAAUCCCUCGCAUGAUAUUCAAAGUAUUUUCCGAGUGUACAGAUUUGGCCAGACCAAACCAUGUUACAUCUAUCGAUUUUUAGCUUUGGGUACAAUGGAAGAGAAAAUCUAUGAACGGCAAGUUACGAAACAAGCCAUUUCCAAGCGUGUCAUCGACGAGCAGCAAAUCGAUCGUCACUACAAGGAAAACGAUCUGCAGGAGCUCUAUCGAUAUGAUAAUAUAGCUCCGGAAGAGGCCAGGCCAACGCCCAACUUGCCCAAGGAUAGACUGUUUGCAGAAAUGCUGAAAAAGUUCGAUCCACUUAUCUACAAAUAUCACGAGCACGAUUCGCUGCUAGAAAACAAAGAAGAAGAAACUCUGAACGAAGAAGAGCGGAAGUCGGCUUGGGAAGAGUACGAACAGGAAAAGAAUCGGCCGCCGGUUACUUACACCAAUACAGGUUACGCUGGCUACAAUGUUGGCAUGGGCAUGGGUAUGGGAAUGCGAGGAAAUGGACCAGUUACGUCCAGUACCAUCUAUGGAUUUAGGAAUGAUGUCUUGUUGAAACUGUUAAACAUGAAGGCUCGCCAAGAUUAUCCAAACUACAAUGAAGCAUCCAUCGGAGCGCUGAUUCCGUUUCUCAUGCAGGAACUUUGCCGGCAGAUGAAAGAUGGCGACAUAUCGAUGUAUAAAAAUCUCCUUGAGUUGUAUUACACCCUUGAAGGGCCUCAAAACUUUAUGGGAGGCUACAACACCGGCAUGAUGAUGCAACCGCAAAUGCACCAGCAACCUCACGUGACCCACACGAUGGACCUAACCGGGGCACAACCCGUGCAGUACAACAUGAGCCACAUUCAAAUGCUUCGACAGCAAGAACAACAGCGAUACUCUCAGAUGGAUGAACCUGGAAGUAGUGGUACAAACCGGGGUACCAUUAUCAGCGAGGCACAAAAACGGUUUAUGAACAACCCAAUGGAGAUAGUGGAGCUAGAUUAGACUGGAAUUUUAAACCCUAACAAACACAAACAUAAUAACUAUACGGUAGCAGUAGAUGGUAUUUAACCUGCAAGCAAGUAAGCAUAAUUUAUAAAAAAUAGUAAAAAAAAAUGUUAUCCAUGCAUAAGUAAGUCCUUCCCCCCCACCACUCAUCAUGAUAUGGAAUUAGAGUAUCAUUACCCUCUCUUUGGAAAGCGUGAAAAUUGGAGAACGUGGUCGACAUUUCGUAUUUUUCGUAAAAAUUCAAAUAAUAAUCUCAAUAGGAAAUGUCAGCAGACCUUGAGAGAGCAUCAACAGAACAAAAAAAACAUGUAGCGGAUCUCAUCCUCUGAUCAAAUUUAGAAAGCACGUCCUCACUUCUAUGAACAUUCAUAUUUAUCCGGUAAUAAAUGUGCUGUUCCCGACUGUAA
Uranotaenia lowii is the source of this 5516-nucleotide messenger RNA. Its product is annotated as transcriptional regulator ATRX homolog. Bases 631 to 5106 code for a protein of 1491 amino acids. NCBI's taxonomy places the organism in Eukaryota, Metazoa, Arthropoda, Insecta, Diptera, Culicidae. The transcript is spliced from 15 exons. Gene Ontology annotation, cellular component: nucleus. The record is from RefSeq and is a predicted model, not a curated record. Gene Ontology annotation, molecular function: ATP-dependent chromatin remodeler activity; ATP binding; ATP hydrolysis activity.